Molecule: messenger RNA, 1473 nt
Organism: Sclerotinia trifoliorum
Lineage: Eukaryota; Fungi; Ascomycota; Leotiomycetes; Helotiales; Sclerotiniaceae
Source: the annotation of a GenBank genome assembly
CUUCCAAACUACAAUUUUAUAUUUUAUAACAAAAUCUUCAAUUCAAAAUAAAAAGCAUAAACCCAAUCACCAUGCUUUCCCUCCGUACUCUCACCCGUUCAGCACCACGAGUUGCUCGCAACUUAAGCACCGCCGCCAUCAGAACCGCAACCCGUCCAUCCCUUCUCCAAACCGCUUUCCCCGCCUCAAGACUUCAAUGCGCAUCUGCAUUUUCGACCUCUAGCAUUCGAAACAAAUCCGCCGCUCCAGAAAGCGAUGCCGAGUUAGUAGAGAAACUCGCUAGCGAGAUUCAAAUGGAGGACGAUAUGAAGGCUCAAGAGGAAAUUCCUACGAGUGUGAAGGAUUAUAUGGAGAAUGGUCCUUUUGAGAUUUUGGAUACGCCUGGACAAGAAGAGGUUGUUUUGACCAGAAGUUUUGGCGAUGAAAAGUAUGUUUUUGUUUAUUCUUUCUUCUAUUUGUCCCAUUUUUUAUCUUGUCUUGUCUUUUCUUUUCUUCAAAAAGAAAAGAAAACAAAACAAAUAAAAUAAACAGCCAACUGACAACGAACCCAGAAUCCGAGUUACCUUCUCUAUCGCUGACCUCAACGCCUACGAUCCCGAAGCCGACGACUUCCAAGACCGCGGCCUCGUCGACGAAGAAGACCUCGACCCAAGCAAACCCGAGGACGUGAAUGAAACCGAAGAUGCCUCCUCCAACUCAGACGAAACCCAAGGCUUUCCAGCCCGCGUAAACAUCAUCGUUGAGAAGAAAAACAAAGGUGCCCUCGCCAUUGAAACCGUCGCUGAAGAUGGCAUGAUCGUAGUCGACAACGUAUACUACUACAGUGACGCCUCGCACGCAUAUGCCAAAACCACUGAAGCUGCGCAUCAACGUCAAGAUUUGUAUGUUGGACCUCCUUAUGGAAAUUUGGAUGAGGAUUUACAGGUGUUGUUGGAGAGAUAUUUGGAUGAGCGAGGGAUCAAUCAGGCACUUGCCAUUUUCGUCCCCGAUUAUAUUGACAUGAAGGAGCAGAAGGAGUAUUUGAGAUGGUUGAAGAAUGUCAAGGGAUUUAUUGCGGCGUAGACUUCAUAUCAUAUCAUUGAUUUGAUGUACACCAGUCUAUAUUCACGACGGACCGAUGGAUGGAUUAAAAAAGCGUUGUUUUAUGGGUUUUACUACACUACCUAUUUUCAUUUCCCUUCAAUCUUGUAUUCUUUCUCUUAUCUAUCUCUUUCUUCAUACCCUUUCCACUCUACUUGCGUCAUGCCCUUUCUGGCACAGCACUACCACACCAUACCUACUAUCCACAUAUAGCUAGGUAGAUAGGUAGGUAACUACACAAACUAUGUAUGUACAUUAUCCCUCAAAUAGAUGAUAGCACGACUAUCACGACUGUCACGUACAAUACGAUUCAAUUCGAUACGAUACGAUAGAUUCAAAUGCAAGCAAUCUACGUAAUGACUUCCAAAUGUUAAGAGAUACCAAUUUUUGUUC